AUGUCGUUGAAAGUGAGAAUCGUCUCCGGAACUGUUGCGAGAAGACUUACAACCACUCUCGGGCAGUUCCAUGCCAUCACUUUCUGCAUGGAUCGUCCCUCAUCAAAGCACCAAAGUACUGUGUGUCCGUGGUUUGGGUGUCCAGAUACCCACCAGGGCCAAGCAAACUACAAAUCGGCCGCGGACGAGUACGGGGUGGACUCAUCACUGGACAACAUGGCCAGACAAGACGUGCAGGAACGGGGGGGUGCUGUUGGACGAGAAUGUGUGGUGAAAGUGCUAGACAGUACUAGCGGCUGCCAAUGGUUGAUUUUUUUCGAGCACGCUGCCCUCACUCUCACACAUCUCUGCCAUUCUGACGGCAAGAUGGUGUAUCUGACAGGGAUGUCGAUACCAACCGCUUUGGGGAUCCCUUCGAUGCCAUCUGACUACUCAUUUCGACAAACACCCAGCCGAUCCGGAUCCGUAGGGCCCUCCCACGGUCCCCAAGACCAUGGCACAAGCUCGCCCUUUAGAUCAUCUGGCAACUAUGCUCAGGAUUUUCAGUCCAGUCGUGGAGGAACACCCUUCGACCUCUCUGCGGACAGCACCUCUAUGUACAGCUACGCGGGCCCUCCAAGCGGAUAUGCGUCGACAACCUCGUUCGGUAGAUCUGGACCGCUUCAACGCUUCCUACCAAAUAUGCCGACCCCUCGCAUGACAAACACCCCCGAGUCUUCCCAGAUCCCCACAGGAUCAUCUGGCACAGAGUUGCUUGCACUUCAAACAGAAAUUAAAGUCCUGCAUGUAGCGCUGAAGGGAAUUCUCUCCGCUAUCCCGGAUGUGCUUGCAAUGAGCAAUGCUCAGUUGCCCGACAACUUCACAGUGCCCGAUCCGGCCCCCAAUGCGAAACGACUUUACCCGAGCAGCAACACUGUUGCGAACGGACCCCUGCGUGUGCGUGAUCCAUUGCCUGCUAUCCACCGCACGGACGUCCCUUUAGUUACUAUAUGGACCACACAAGACUGGGCCGACACGCCAAAGGACGAUGACGCGACCGAUCCCAAUCAGGUCAAGAAGAAGAAGGGCAAGACGAAUGCUUACCUCGGUCACAACAUGACAAUGAAGUACGUCCAGGAUCAGCAAGGUAAGGUUAUCGAUGGCUAUUAUGCCUCCGCAAUUCGUGACGCUGCCUACCAAAUCUGGUACGAGCUCUUGCUCCGGGGCAUAGCCCCUCCCAAGUGGUCGCAAGUGUCUCUUGGCGCCUCCGACUUUUACUACCAGGAAAUGGAGUAUAGAUUCCCCGAGCUGCGUUUCUGCGGUGGACCACCGGCACACUGGAAGUCACGCCAUAUCGCCAGGGACAACUUUCCCGCUUUCGUGCAGGGUCUCUCAAGAAAGAAUAUGACGCACCUGCUGCGGCCUCUACCAUAUGGUGCCAUUGGACCAUCGAUUACCGCCGAAGGAGAUCCAUCACAAGAGCAGGAAAGCGAGGCGGAGAUGGUGUUGAUAUCAGACCUCCCGACACCAUUGCACGGGAAGCGCUAUCCACCAAAGAACGCUGUGUCAUCUACAACAACACCAAAUGCGGCCAAACGACAAAGACGCCUGCCUGCACCUGACACCACGACGGCCCCCACAAUAACCACAAUUAUACAAGAUCCGUUGGCCAACCUAUUUCUGCCAACGUCACCUUCUCAGACUCUCGUGACCCCUCACACAGACGUUGCAGCAGGCAGCAAUAUGGGCACUCCAGUUUUGUCACACGAGAACAUUCCAGUACCAGCAAAUCCAUUGCCACACAACGAGCACCUUAUGGGAAUACCGCUGACGCAGAUUUUGGAGCCUGCCGUCAACCAGAGCACUCGCAAGAGCGUACCAGCAGAAUCAUUACCCCGGCACGCCAUGGCUCCUACCACUAACGAGCAGGAAAUCACCGAGCGCACUGUCGCCCUCGAUCAUGCAGGGGUUCCCAACAACACACACAACGCCGCAUCAGAUGGACUCAGCACCAAUAUCAUUGCGGCACGCAGCACGCACACGGAGAUGAGCGCCAUCGCUCGUGCACACACCACCGCUCCUACGACUGACACAUCACUUAAUCUAACAGCCUGCCCAUUGCCAGCCACCAUGAUCCCUGGUCCUGCAACUGCAAUUCUGCAACCGGGAGAGGAAUCGGGUACAACAGGGCCAGCUCCACCCACUACUCCUCCUGCGGGAACACCGGCUACAAGCGAUCGCUUGUGGCCACUACGAACGGUCACUGGAAGAAACAUCUGUGGGUUUCGAUGGAAGGAGAAGACGCCCAACGCGAGCAAGCAAGAGUUUGACUUGUAUUGGAAGAUGUUACCCAAGCCGGAAAAGAAGGUGUAUAACGAUGAAGCAAAAGGACUGAAAGCCACGCGAAUCGCGUAG
Messenger RNA from Heterobasidion irregulare TC 32-1, 2394 nucleotides. RefSeq lists its product as uncharacterized. The coding region runs from base 1 to 2394 and encodes 797 amino acids. NCBI's taxonomy places the organism in Eukaryota, Fungi, Basidiomycota, Agaricomycetes, Russulales, Bondarzewiaceae. The record is from RefSeq and is a predicted model, not a curated record. The transcript has 12 exons.